CAAUACAGAUUCUGGAAGUAGACACUUCAGGCUAUCUUUCCAUGUGUGUAUCUCAAAACCGAUUUUUUGACCGAAAAUCCCCCCUUCUGAGGGGGGGGGGAGGCCCUUAACUCGUUAAAUGUUCCGUAUUACCGUUAAAUCUAGGUGGAAUCUUCACGUAUUCUUCAAAACUAACGAAAACAAUCUUAAAAACGAUUGUUCUACAGAAACUGCUUUUUGUUUUUGCAUUUCUGGUCAAGGCUUUAAGCAAGAAAUGUUUCAAGAUCUUCAACUUCUUAACUCAAGAGGUGGUACUACCAGAAUAGAACAUGGAUAUUAUUAUUCUACUACUUGUUUAUUCUAGAAUAUGCCAAUUAAAUGUACUAAAAAGUAAAGAAUGUAGCAUGUUGCAUGCAAUGUUUUCUCAUAUAAUCGUGCUUGCAACAAAAACAUUUAAUUUUAUAUACUUUUUUCAAUCAAAAAAAUGAAGAACUUUGCUUCAUGCAUUUCGCUUGCUAUAUAUAUGCUUGCUGAUUAGAGUACAGUCUUCUACUACAUUUUUAAAUAAUUUCAUUAUCAUUUUUAGGAAUUGGUUUUACUUGAUCAAUUAUAUAUUUUAUACAAAAAAUUUAUUGUAUUUGAUACAAAUUUCCGUUCAACAUUAUGGUCUGAUAUUGAUUUAAAUAAAAGCAAAAUGGAGACGGCUGCUCUGUGGAAAGAAUUUCGUGCAUUACCGUCUAAAUUACAAGAUUGGCAAGCAUACUACGAUUUAAAAUCAGCAUUACAAAAAUAUAUUGAUCUAUUGCCAAUUUUGUUUAUGCUAAAUGCUAAAGAAAUUCGUAGUCGACAUUGGUUAAAAGUAAUGAACAUAACAAAUUGUUCAUUUCAAUUGGAAUCAUCCAUUUUUAAAUUAAACGAUUUGCUUGAUAUAUCACUGGACAAAUUUAAAACUGAAAUAAGUGCAAUAUGUUUUUCUGCACAAAAAGAGCUUGAACUCGAAACAAAAAUGCGUAGUAUCGAAGAAGAAUGGACAGAACAGAUUCUUAAUUUUGAAUUGUAUAAAGAUUAUGGUCAUGUUUUAUUAGAAAAACGUUAUGUUGAACAUUUGUUAGAACAUUUAGAGGAUGCUGAAGAUAGUUUAGCUCAAAUGUUGACAACAAAAUAUAUCGAACCUAUGCGUGAAGAAGUAGCUGCAUGGGCAGAAAAAUUGAAAUCAAUUGGUGAAAUAUUAGAAUUGUGGCUUGAAGUACAAGAUAUGUGGCUUGGAGCAGAAAAUAUUUUUAAUAAUCCAUCUGCUAUAAAGGAUAUUUCAUUAGAAGUAAAACGUUUUAUUCGUGUUGAUAAAACAUGGUUGAAAUCACAGCGACAAUCAUCAGAAGUUCGUAAUGUUUUACAAUGUUGUUUAAAUGAACCACCAAAAAAAGGCAUAUUAAAAGAAAUUCAUAAAGAAUUAGAAGUGUGUAAUAAAUCAAUAACAUUAUAUUUGGAACGAAAACGACAAAUAUUUCCAAGAUUUUAUUUUGUAACUAAUCGAACAUUAAUCUCAAUUUUAAGUAGACAAGAUACAAUUAAUUAUGUUAAACCACAUUUCAGAUCUAUAUUUAAUGGAAUUCGAGAUUUAAAAUUACAACCAUUACAUAAUGAACCAGAGAGAAGUGAAAAAUCAAUUCAAGAGAGACGUGUACGAAUUCCAACAAUUGGUAGUGAAUCACGUUCUCAUACUGAAUUUGUUGUAACAGCUCAUCAAGAAAUUAUACAAGUAUUAAGUGAUGAUGGAGAAUGUCUUGUAUUACAUAGACCGAUUCUGUUACAAAAAUCUGUAGAACAUUGGCUAAGUCGUUUACAAGAAUGUGUGGGUGAAACAAUAAGAAAUGAUAUCGGUGCAUGUUUGAAAGAUGUUGAUAAUGGUCUUCCGUUUGAAGAACUUGUAUCAAAAUAUACGUGUCAAGUAUCAAUUGUCGGUUUGUUGUACGCAUGGACACGUGAAGUUGAAUUAGGUAUUAUUGAAUGUCGAAAUGAUCGUAAAGGUCUUCAAACAGCUAGUAAAAGAUUUUUAUUAUUAAUACAAAAAAUUCCGACAUCGAUUACUCGUUCAACAUGGCGUUCACCAUCUCAACCUGUACUUGCAUUACAUAAACAACGUCUCGAUGGUUUACUCUGUUUUGCGGCAUAUCUACGGGAUAAUUUUGAUGUGUUAUGUUCUCGUCGACGAGAGAUAACUCAGAAAGAUUUUGAAUGGAGAAAAUGUGGAUUAAAUGUUCAAGCAAAAAUUCAAGUAUUAGAUGAUGCAUUUCCUUAUGGAACUGAAUUUCACGGUAUUCGAGAACCACUAUGCAUUACACCAACGACUGAAAGAUGCUUUUUGGCUAUGUGGGUCGCUAUGAAUGCUAAAAAGCCAAUGAUGAUGCUUGGUGAUACUGCAACUGGUAAAAAGUAUACGGUUAUGACUUUUGCUCGAUUUCUUGGUAGAUUUAUUUCAACAUUUGAAUGUUCGAAACAUGUUGAAACAACGGCUGCAUCAUCGUUUAUGAUCGGUUUGGCAUCGGAUGGAUGUUGGGGUGUUUUGAAUAAUUUACAAAACAUGACAUUAAAUGCUUUUUCAGUUUUAACCCAGUAUAUCACAAGUAUUUCAAAUGCAUUACGAUCAAGCUCAAAUUCUUCGGCAAUAAAUGCUGAUAACAAAGAGAUUCCUAUCAAAGUAUCAGUGUCAAUAAUAUCCACGUGUAAUCCAUUUACAAUCGAAUAUCGAAAAUUGAUGCCACCAGAAAUUCGUAAAUGUUUCCGUGUUAUUACAUUAGUUAAACCCGAUUAUGAACAAAUAUUUCGAAUUAAAUGUUUUCAACAUAAUUUUAAAAAUACAAAUGUUAUUGCAGAAAAAAUUAGCCUAUUAUACGAAUCAAUCAGAAUGUAUUUACAUCCUAGCCAACGCUCGAUUAUAUCAUUACCGGCAUUUAUUGAUCUAUUGGAGUACGUUAAUGCACAAAAGAAACGUGGCAAUUCAAGGCCAAGCAGUAUGGCAUCAUCAAAUUCAAAAGGACCGAUAUUGGAUGAUAAUUUAAAGCGUUCAGGUUUGAAAAAUAUUACAAUAAGUGGAUCAAAAUCUGAUCAAUUAUUAUUGGCACAAGCAAUGAUUGACAUCAUAGGCGCACGUUUAAGACCAGAAGAUGCAAAAACAUUUCGUACAUUUGUGAUUGAUAUACUUGUUGGUCGAGAUGAAUCAAAAUUAGCCGUAUUUACAAAUCAAACAUACGAAAAAAUAAUUGCUGAUAAAGCUCCUGAACGGAAUCUAGUACCAACAAAACAUUGGGUAGAAAAAUGUGUACAAAUGAUUCACGCAUCAUCAAGUAUUUGUAGAAAUAUGAUUCUGUGUGGAUCACCGAAUAGUGGUAAAUCUAGUGCAGCUGAUGUAUUCAUUGACAUUAUGACUCAAAUGGCACAAGCAAAUGUUGUAUCACGUACAAAUGAAUCAUCAUUUGCACAAGAAGUAGCUUCACAAACACAUAAACUUUAUAGAAUAAAUCCAUUAGCUAUUGAAUCCGAAUCAGUAUUUCUUGGUCAUGUAACAUUGGCAAACGAAUGGCAAGAUGGUGUUUUAACAUCAAUGCUUCGAAAAGCGAAUAGAAAUUGUCAUACAAGUUGGAUAUGUUUUGAUGGAGUAUUGAAUCCUGUCUGGUGUGAUCUAUUACCAUCGAUAUUAGAUAAUGAACCCGUAUUACAAAUAAAAACUGGUGACAAAGUUUAUAUUCAAAAUCAAGUUAAAUUUAUGUUUGAAACAUUAUCAUUAACUGAUGCAUCUCCCGCAUUUAUCGCCAAAGCUACUGUCAUACAUUUUGAUAAAUCAAUAAUUGAUUGGAAAAUAAUUGCUAGUGCAUUUUUAAAAGAUCGACGAACAUUAGAAGAACAGUGUUUACGACGAAGUUUUGAUAAAGUAAUGGAUCCAAUAAUGAACUUUCUUAAAGAUGAAUGCCGUUCAACAAUGUAUUAUUCUGAUACAAGUUUAUUUACUAUAAGUUUAAAAUUUUUAGAUUCAAUAUUAAAAGAGCAUACUUUAGUUAGUGAAAUACAUAUUGAACGUUUAUUUGUUUUUUGUUUAACAUUCGUAUUUAAAGCAAUAUUAACAAGUGAUGAACAAAAACGCUAUAGUGAUUUAUUAAAAACAUUAGUAACCGUAUUACCAGAUGAUGAUAGAGAAAUAAGUGUUUUUGAUUAUUAUGUGGAUGAAAGUGGUGAAUGGGAUUUAUGGCAAGCAAGAGUAGAAGAAUUACAUGAAACAAUUCAUGAACGUUUAGAUAUGUUUGGCGAUAUUCUUGUUGAUACAGUUGAUAUAGCUCGAUGUAGUUAUUUUUUAAAAUAUGCUACAUUUGCACAAGUUAAUGUUUUACUAUUAGGACAAAGUGGAUCCGGUAAAUCGAAAUUAUUAGAGACAAUGUUAAGUAGUCUAGAUCAAGCACAAUAUAUGGCAAUACGUUUAAAUUUUUCUGCUACAACAAAUUCAGCUGAUGUACAAAAAUUUCUUGAAUCAAAUAUUUCUCAUCGUCAAGGCUUUACAUAUGGUGCAAAUAUGAACAGAAAAUUUUGUCUAUUUAUUGAUGAUUUACAAGCGUGUAGUAAAACUAAUUCAACAUUUAAAAAUGCACCAGAGUUUUUACGAACGUUAAUUGAUCAUCAUCAGUUUUCAACUCAACAAAAACCAUAUGAAACAAGAAAAAUUGAAGAUUUUUUUGUGUUUGCUAGUGCAACAACGUCACCACCACAAACAACAGCCGAUUUAUCAUCAUCAACAUCAUUUAUAAAUCCAAGAUUUUUGCGUCAUUUUGCCAUAUUCAAUUUACCAUCGGCUACUGGUCAAGCUCUUCGUCAAAUAUUCGCACAUGUUAUUGGAGUGAACAUGUUAUCCUAUGGCAAUACACCGAUAGCAUCUGAUUUAUCGAAAAAAUUGGUUGAUGUUUUUACUGAUAUAUUAGGUCGUAUUCAGACAACAUUGCAGCCAUGUGGACUACACGGUCGAGAACAUUAUUUAUUCAGUGUAAGACACAUGAUAACAGCUAUUCAAAGUCUAAGAAAAUUAUCAGUAGAAAAUCGAAAUAAUGCAACAAUUGUAAUAUCAUUUAUUAAACAUGAAUUAAAUCGAAUUAUUGGUGAUCAAUUAGUUCGUGAAAUAGAUACAUUAUGGUUUAAUGAUACAUUAAAUGAAUUGUUUCGUAAUACCUUUCAAUUGGAUGAAACAAAUUCACAGCCGGAUAUGUAUUUUACAUUUCCAUUAGAAGGACGAAGUUAUGAAAGACCAUUAAAUUCAGUAAUUAUUAAUGAAAUUAAGGUACAAAUUCAACCGGUUGAAUCAUUGAGUCAAUUAAGAAAAGCGAUUGAACAAGUAUCAAUGCGUUAUCGAGAAGAAUUUGGUUUAUACACAUUUCAAUUACCAGUUUCAGAAAAUAUUGCAUUACAUAUCAUUCGAAUGCAUCGAAUUCUCUCUCAUUCGGGAAUGAGUAAUAUGUUUCUAAUUGGUACAGUUGGAACUCAUCUUUCGAAAUUGGUUCGAUUAGCAUUUUAUCUAGCUGAAAUUCAGGAACAUUUAAUUGAUUAUACAAAUCGAAGUCUAUUCUAUGAUAGUUUAAGAGCUGUUAUUCGUCGAACAGCUGUCGAAGGAUGUCAUCUAGGAAUUGUAUUAACGAAUAAACAUUUACGUGAUCCCGAUUUUAUUGAUACACUUAGUAGUUUACUUGCAAGUGGUGAAUGUCCAUAUUUGUUUAGUAAAGAUGAAGUGGAAGGUUUAUAUCAAGUAAGCUACUUCUAUGAAACAUUUUUUAUCUUCAUACAAAAUUAAUUGAAACGUUGAUGUUCAGUAAUCCCUAGUGAAACUUCUUAUAACCAAGUUUUUGAUAAGAAUACGUAGAAGUUCAAGAAAUUCUAAACAGUCAAGAUCUUGAAAAUUCUUGAAUUACCUCUUGUUGCCAUGUAAGUACGAAAAUUUUUACACUCAAAAUAACUUCGAAUAUUUCCAUUCUUGGGCAUAGCUACACAAGGAAGAGUCCACCCUAGUCAAGACUCCUGAUUAAUCUCCCGCAGGAGUCCUGGAAAAAAAGUCCUACAGGAGUCAGCAGGGGUCCUGUCACGGGGCUCCGGCAGGAUCCUCUGUGGAGUCAUGGAGAAUUUUUAAGGGAUUCAAGAGGGAUUCCUCAAGACUCCCACAGGAGUUCUAUGGGAUUCUUAAGGAAGUCCCUGGGGAGUUCUCGGGGAUUUUCAAGAGAGUCCUUGAGGACUCCCUCUGGGUCUAUUGAU
Didymodactylos carnosus is the source of this 6258-nucleotide messenger RNA. The record is from the annotation of a GenBank genome assembly. Lineage: Eukaryota; Metazoa; Rotifera; Eurotatoria; Philodinida; Philodinidae.